CGUCAUUUUCUCCGCGUGGCGGCCGCCCCGGCUUUAGUUCCACGUCGUCCCCCGCCGCGCCACCUCACACCCAACACGACCGCCGGGGCUGUGGAGGCGGCUCAAAUAGCAGCGUCCACUCGCAUUGUUUUUUUUAUAUUUUUUCCCCCCAUCGCCGGCGUUCGUCUCCUGCCGCCGCCGUCGUCGUAUUAACACGGGGCUGUUGAGAGCGCGCGAGGCGUAGUUCGUGGUCGCUGUGUGCGAGAGCCGCCCCGCUACCCACAAUGGGCCUCGCGAUCUCGCGUGUGCUCGCCGCGCUGCUGGGCACCAAGGCGAUGCGCAUCCUCAUGGUUGGAUUGGACGCUGCCGGAAAGACGACCAUCCUGUACAAGCUCAAGCUGGGCGAGAUUGUGACCACCAUUCCCACCAUAGGCUUCAAUGUGGAGACUGUGGAGUACAAGAACAUCUCCUUCACGGUGUGGGAUGUGGGUGGCCAGGACAAGAUCCGUCCUCUGUGGAGGCAUUACUUCCAGAACACUCAGGGACUUAUCUUCGUGGUGGACAGCAAUGACCGUGAGCGCAUACAGGAGGCAGCUGAAGAACUGCAGAAGAUGAUGCAAGAGGACGACCUGAAGGACGCCGCGCUGCUGGUGUUGGCAAAUAAACAGGACUUGCCCAACGCCAUGGCCAUCGGCGAGCUCACGGAGAAGCUGGGUCUGCACGGACUGCGCAACCGUGCCUGGUUUGUACAAGCGACAUGCGCCCCCCAGGGAACAGGGCUGUGCGAGGGGUUGGACUGGUUAUCCAAUAAGCUCGCCAAGUAAUAAUGGAGACGGCAGCAUGGAAACGACCACAGGAGUGAAUGGCACCACACAGCAUACACACACUGACAGUGGGAAGGAGAUAUGGGAUGUAUGGACAUUAAAUACCAAUAUGGAAUUGGCCUCUGGAGCAGUUAUCAUUACAUUUUAUUUCCACUUCAUAACAUAUGUGUUAUGUUGUGUGUGCUGGCAUCAACACUUUUGUGAGGUUAUUUAAACUAAAAUUCCUUUCUCUACGAUUCCCUUUGCAGUCAUUUGACUGCACACCUCGCAUGCACAAGCAGACUUAACACGUAAUACUCUGUUGAGUUGCACUACCUCCAGUAAACUAUCGGCACGGCGUUUCGCUCUUAUUGACAUAACUUACAAUUGAAUCAUACGAAGAUGAAGCUUUCUUAAACACUUCAUUCGUCAUGCAAUUUUACAGACGACAGAACUUCAUUUCUUUUGGAAUGGCUGCUGUGUCGAGAUUUACCAACAUUUUGCGUCUGAUGUAACGAUGAUAUUGACUCACAGUUUCAACAUUUGUGCAAUCGAGGAGAGGUUAUUGACAGUUGCGGCAUUUUGUUUAUACUUUGAUGUCUAUUUAAUUCUCCAUCAUUGAGCUGUCCAGUCAUCUUUUGUUCAAAUGCAAAUAUUGUGCCAUCUAGUUUGGUAAUUAUGUUAUGCAUUCGUGGUGAACGCUGAGGUAAAAUAAUGGGAAUUAGAGUUUGGGAGCUAACGUGUGAAUUUGAACACAUCAAGGAACUAGUUCUUCGUGUCAGUGAAAAGGGGAGCAAGUUGGCUUUUAUUUCGUUUUGUUUUUGAGAUGGGUAUGUUUCCAUAAUGUGAUUUUCAUUUACAAUGUAAAUCAUAAAUCGCUUGCAACAAUUGCAGUUGCUCGGCCAAUAUAAUGAUGUUUAGGAACAUUAAACAUUGAAUGUUUGCUUUCACUCUUUAAGUUCGACAUCUUUGCAUCCAUAUCAACAAAUUUACUUUAAUUAUACAUUUUGUUUAAAGUUGUUUAUUUUUUAAAGUCUAACUUAGCUGUGUUUUCCAACACUUCAGCCACGUGUGAUAGAAUAUUUUUCUUAAAGUAUUGGCUCUUUUAAUUUACGUUGCAAGAUACUAAACUAGUACAUUUAAGUAUAUAUUUUUAACAUUGCUGCAUGCCAAUAUAAAAUGCAAGACACGGUUAUAUAUUGUAGCAUACAAUAUCGCUGUUAUUCCUUAAACUAUUUGAUCAGUAGAUCUUGAAAUACAAGAGCUUAGCUUUGUGUUGUGUACAUCAUAAUGUGUGUUAUGAUUCAACAUUAUAGUAACAUUCCAUAUGGCUUCUGUACUCAUGUUGGGACUAUACAUAACAAUCAUUGCCCCUACUGGCAGAUUGCUGGCCCAGUUCACUCUUGCAAAUGAGACUAUCCUGGUCUCUUCUCACCUCGUUAAACAAAAUACACUUGAACCAUGAGGUGAUGCCUUUGACUUGAACAUUGUGCUUGCAAUUGCAACUCCCACGAUGAAAGAGCUUGAGUAACACUAAUGCGCAUUUAUUACCAUUGUUAGCAAAACACGAUCAAGCAAAAUUAUAUCGGGCCAAACAUUUCUCAAAUCAUACGUGUAGUGUGUGGAUCUUUUGGCAUACAUGACCCUUCAUGGUAAGGGGCACUUAAAAAACGUGAGUUACGCCUCGCCGAUCACGGUGGUGCUGAGAAGAAUUAGACCGGUGUUGUGUGCUGGUUGAGAAUUGAGCAACACCCAUCAUUUAUGGCCAUAUACAUCCCAGAAUAAAUGCCGUUUGUGAGAAUCCCAGCUUAGAAGUGUGAUCUGACUGGGCCUGUACGGCAUGUGCUUGUUUAGGCCCGGUAGCCUGUAACAUGAUUCGCCUUUGCCUUAAUCGAAGUGUUUACUGACUGACACUAAUUGUAUGUGUGCGCGCCAUUGGUUUUUAAAUGUGGCAUUUUUUGUGUGCGAUUCCAAGUACCUGUGAUUAAGUGUAUAAUGUCAGAAAUGCACAAUUUAUUUGUGAAUGUUAGUGCUGUUUGACAUGACACUUUUGGUGUUUAUAAAACGUGCACCCCUAUUCAUAUAUCCUAUUGCUACUUAAAAAUAUGGGCUCUUGUUUUAGUCGGUGUGGGUUUACUCCUGAAAUAUGUUAACACAAAAAUUGAGCUUGUUUCGAUAAAUGGUCAAAACCUUAUUGUCUGCAAUGUGUUUUAUAGCUGCGGGGGACACUUAAGACUUGAGUGCAUUUAACAUGGGACUGCAGGAGACCAAAAUAUUAAAUAAUGUGUAAAAACAUCGCCAUUCUGUAUGCUGUAGCUCUUAAUAAACUCACGUUUGUACAACA
Molecule: messenger RNA, 3126 nt
Organism: Petromyzon marinus (sea lamprey)
Lineage: Eukaryota; Metazoa; Chordata; Hyperoartia; Petromyzontiformes; Petromyzontidae
Product: ADP-ribosylation factor 4-like
Molecular function (GO): GTPase activity; GTP binding
Source: RefSeq, a predicted model, not a curated record